GAGAGAGUAGAGUGGUGUUGAGUCCGUAUGUGGAAAACAUAUCCGCGCGUGCACACACUAGCCCGGGAUUAUCUGUCUGUUCUGAAUCUGAGAGAGAAAUGCAGGCAUGAAUAGGAGGUGGAUCUGGAUGUGUAGUGUCCUGGUGCAAGCACAAGCCGGUCAUGGACUUCAGACGCACAGACGCUAAACUGGCUUUCUCUGCAGAAGUGUCACCUUAAACCAAACCACAUCCGCAGAAUGCUGAGUCCUAUUGUUCCCUAUAGUCUGUUGAAGAUGCACUGGAACCCGGAGCAUGCCCAGCCCCUGAGCCAGUGGCCCGAGCAGCAUUUGGAUGUGUCCUCCACCACUUCCUCACCUGCCCACAAACCAGAGCUCUAUUCAGCACGUGGUCGUGGCUCCUACAGUUAUGCCUGGGCCAACGAUGACAUCUCGGCCCUCACUGCCUCCAACCUGCUUAAGCGCUAUGCUGAAAAGUACUCAGGUGUGCUGGACUCUGCCUAUGAGCGCCCUGCUGUAGGGGCCUACCCUGAGCCUGGUGCCUUCGGGACUCUUAGUGGCAGCCAGAAGAGUGAACUGGAGCCCUGGCCCCUCACACACAGCACUGAUUCAACUUACCCUUUGGUUCCCCCCUCUACUCACGAUGGUCUAAAGGUGGCCCCGACACCUACAAUGCCACCUGGCUCAGGCAGUGUCUCUGCAGGCAGCAGCAAUCUGUCAGACUCAGGCUUCAGUGGGAGCAGUUCAUGCAGUGGUCCCCACUCAAGUGACUACCCACCUAGCUACAAUGGUACCUACAUCUCAACAGGAUACUGCCCCCAAGGCAGCUCAGCACUUCCCCCAGCGCCACUUCAUGCCCUGCAGUCUGGCCCCACCCUCUUGCCCAGCUAUACACCCUCUGCACCUGUCUAUAACUAUCCCCCUUCCACCUACCCCCACCAGACCAGUCUUGCGCCCACCUACAGCCACCCAACUCCCCCUUACCUUCCCUCUGGUAUAGCUGCUCCAACUCCCAUCACUUCACGGCCCACGGUGGUAGGAGGCAGCUACAGUUACCAGAACAGUAGCAUUGGAGGCUCAGAAACAGCAGGUUCACUAAAGAGGAAAGCGUUUGAAAUGACCCCUGAAGAGGAAGAGGGGGAUGGAAGUUCACGCUACAGAAAAUAUAGCUAUGAAGCCUUAAAAUCUGGUGGAGACUCACCAUAUAGUGUAAGUGACAAAGCGGAAUGCAGAGGUAAUGGGUUUGUGGCUACAAGUGCAGACCCACAGGCAUUCAAGCCCAGCAAACCUGGGUCUCAACCAGGCAUUGCAGGUGACGAGGUGAGCAAAUACAGUGGCCUGAAGCCCCUGCUUUCGCCAGCAUAUGGAACAGCUGGUGACUACAGCCCCCCAACAGCCAUGACAGGAGAGAAUGGAGGGGCUGAGCAUGGCUUUCCACAGCAACAGCGUUCACUCAAGCGCUCUGAGCCACUCAAGAGCACAGAACAGCGUCUGCUGGAGGUGGUAAACAAUGAGCUACAGGACUGCACAAUGCCUCCUCUAUGGUCAGAUCUAGUUGGUCAUGCUCGUCUUAAAGCAGUUCUAGAAGAGGAGCUGCUGUGGCCAGCGCUGCGCUCUGACAGUUCAAUUCGCCCUCCCGUAACUGCACUUCUGUUUGGUCCACGUGGGGGUGGCAAAACCACACUGGUGCACUCCAUGGCCUCCCAGCUUGGGGCAACUUUCUUCAGGCUGAGUGGCACAACAUUAAUAUCCAAGUUUAAGUCUGAGGCAGAGCAGCUUUUGAGCAUGCUAUUCUCAGUGGCUGCAGCACGCCAGCCAGCAGUAGUGCUGUUGAGUGAACUGGAGGCCAUUGAGGAUGAUGAAGGUCUCAGACAGCUGCUGCAGGCCCAGUUAGAGAAGGUGCAGCAUGGCUUGGUGCUGGUAGUGUGUUCCACACGCCACCCAGAGCUUUUAAAAGAGCCGUUGCUGCGUUGUAUGUCCAAGCGUUACCAUGUCAACCUGCCGGAUGGAAGUGGGCGCAGACAGCUGCUGCUGCAAGCUCUUGGGCCUCAUGGCUGCAGUCUGAGUGAACAGGAGCUGGCUGCUGUGCUGCAGCGUUGCGAAGGAUUCUCUGCACGUGAACUACUGCAGCUUGGUCAGCAGGCCCUGGCUUCGGCUUCAGCUUCAAGCACUGGUCAGAUGCAUGGCAUUGGUGCGCCCCUCUCCUCGCCAGCCUUCAAAGACUUUGAGAGCGCUUUCUGUAAGGUGCGACCACAUGGGGCCCCCAAAGAACUGGACACUUGUAUGGAAUGGAGCAAGGUGUAUAGCCAAUAAGAGACAGUUCAGCCACUGGAAUCAGGACUGCUUAUCUUUGUGCAGAGGUAGAACACCUCGUGGAUACUUUUAUUUUUUUUCCCUUUCUGUUUUCUUUUUAUAGCUACAUACUUUGCAGCCAAAAAGGGGGGGUUAUUUUGGGAGAUUACAUUUUAUGGUGAAAAGACAUUUUAGAACGAACACUUUCUCGUCUUGGAAACAUGCCAUGGUGUGCUGUUUUUCUAUAAAUAAACAUAUACUUUAUUUUUCCCCCCAAAGAAAUUAAAUAUUAGGCAUUUAUCAGAGGGGGCAAUUGUUAGUUGUUUGCUGAUAGAAAACUAUUUUCUGCAAUUUCACAAGGAUUCUGAUCAGCCUUGAUCCUGGAAUAACCCUAGAUGGUAUUAAUAAUGCCCCACUAACUGCAAUUCUCAGGAUCCUAUUUAUUGCCUGUCUGCUCCAAUAGCAUUAUAUUUUUUAUUAUUUUGAUUUACUCUAAAUUGAUAUUUUGGUGUUAAACGGCUUGGGACAUAUUAAAGCAAGUGAAUUGUCUUUGACCAAAAAUUAUAAAAGGGCACCAAAUCCCUUUUAAAUGAUACCUGCCCUAUUGACAGCAUUUUACCAAAAGGCCACCAAAUUUUUAUGCAACCAUCUUGAAACCAACAAUAUUUUGCAAAACAAGUUCAUUGUUAGACCGUGCUCAUAUUGUGUGCACUUUGUUAAAGCACGGUCUUUUCAUGAAAAGUGUAUGCAUCUCUACCCAGAUUAGUAUUAAAGACAUUAGGUAGUAAGUGAGAAAGAGAAAAACUGGCCCUUACUUUCUGCACAAUCUGCUCUGUACACUGUAUAAACCAAAUACACACAUGGAAUAUAGUGUCCAAAUUGUUCUGGGGCAUUAAAAACCCAUAACCCCUACCCCUAUGAGUUCCUGCAGUCCAUCUCACAUUCCUCCUUCAGAUUUCUGAUUUCCUGAGAUAGUCUCUUUGGACCCUGGAAAUUCAAGAGCAAAAAAAAAAAAUGUCUAAUAUUCUCUUCUGCUUACUUUUUUUUCUUAGUAUAUGUAGUCUUGUUUGAAAUACUCAGGAAGAAUUUCUUUACCUCAGAAAUGAUAACGAAUGUAUGUAACCUUAGGGUCUUAGUAGUGAAUAUUGAGGUGGUUCAGAGUUGUAAGAGAGAAAGAAAGAGAGAUUGGUCACGGACCUGUACACACUGCAGCUGUGGUAUUACCUCAUAGGAGAAAACUUGAAAUGCUACAAAGACUAAUGUUGAAUGUAAUUCAGGUAUUUCAGGGGAUAUCUGAUGCCAUAAAAAUCCACAAUUUUUGUAAUUCUAUAUAAAUACAUAUUUCCUUCAUCCUUUCCAUUUAUUUUGGAUGUAGAUUUUGAUGAAGUGAUGAUUGUCUUCAUGAAACCUUCUUGUAGAUGACAGGUUGGAUGCUUGAUUUUGUUGGACAAACUGUUUAGAACUAGCUCAUUUUUACAUAAAUCAUGAUAAAUAUGAUUUUAUUGGCAACAUUGGUUUGUAUAGAUUUUAUAAGCACAGACACACAUGUAAUGCAAUAAAUUCUUCAGAUAGUUCUUCAAAAACCAACCCAAAGGCUAAUCAGAGCAGAUUUGUACUGGCAGCUAAUCAUGUCUAAUAAUCGGGCGUGUCAUGCAGGUUCUUGUAUAGUCAUUGCUGAUACACUCUACAUGUAGACAAUCCAGAAGCUUCUACCAAUGUUAAAGAUUUCGGCUUUUACUCCGAAAGCUGCCGAUUUCGCCAAUGCCAUUGUUCUGUAAGAUGAAACAACAGCAUUAAAAUCAUACAUAUAUUUGCAAGAGAUUGUAUUGUAUGGGAUUAUUGGAGCUUGUAGGUCACUCCUUUCUUCCCAUCCUGUUUUUUCUUUCUUUUUUUUUGGGUGAUCAUUUUCCUUGAACCCUAUAGCACUAUUUAGUCUUAGUUGGUGGUUUCUGACACAACAUAGAUGCAGGACAGUCGUGAGGAUCUGCUGCAUAUACACUGAUCUGAACUGACGAUAAAAGUACAAAACCCUGCAGACUUGCACUCUGACUACACAUGUUCUAGUGUUAAAGCAGAGCACUGCCCACAUUUAUUCCCCAAAUCUGAGAGAUCAUCUUUUAUGUAAGACUCAUAAGAUUAUUAUCCUUUUGGUUUCAAAUAUGAGUGUGCUAAAUUUUCAAUUUCCAAAUCUAUACAGCCAUGCUCAGUUAGCAGUUUGUUCAACAAAAGUUGCAUUUGUUAGCUGUUUUGAAUCUAUUAGUACAGUAACAUUGAUCUAGGUUCUUGUUCUUGUACAUUUUCUGUAACCAUUUCUACCUCAUUUUUUUUGCAACAUAUUGUACAUGAAAGUAUUUAUUUCAUGUCUUUUUUGAUGUCUGUUUUGAAAAGGAUAAUGUUCUUGAACUGUAAUAGUCUACCUCAAAAAAAGGCUGUAUUUUAAGA
This is a messenger RNA of Clarias gariepinus (North African catfish), 4731 nucleotides long. It is a transcript of the gene fignl2, whose product is annotated as fidgetin like 2. The record is from RefSeq and is a predicted model, not a curated record. NCBI's taxonomy places the organism in Eukaryota, Metazoa, Chordata, Actinopteri, Siluriformes, Clariidae. The transcript is spliced from 3 exons. The coding region runs from base 238 to 2310 and encodes 690 amino acids. Gene Ontology annotation, molecular function: microtubule severing ATPase activity; ATP binding; ATP hydrolysis activity.